Messenger RNA from Batrachochytrium dendrobatidis JAM81, 2876 nucleotides. RefSeq lists its product as uncharacterized. The transcript is spliced from 6 exons. NCBI's taxonomy places the organism in Eukaryota, Fungi, Chytridiomycota, Chytridiomycetes, Rhizophydiales. The record is from RefSeq and is a predicted model, not a curated record. Bases 1 to 2766 code for a protein of 921 amino acids. Gene Ontology annotation, cellular component: cytoplasm. Gene Ontology annotation, biological process: peptide catabolic process; proteolysis. Gene Ontology annotation, molecular function: peptide binding; zinc ion binding; metalloaminopeptidase activity.
AUGCCUAAUCUCUCUGUUGGUGCUUGCUGUGAACAUCGUGCUGGCUUUCUGGGCUUUGCUGAGGCUUCUGCUCUUGCCGCUUCAUCCUCUGAUGUCGGCAGUUUUGUGCCUGCUUCCUGUCCAAACAGUUAUGCUCCAAACUUGGUCAUUGAGCCAAUCCAUCUUGAUAUUGCAUUGGACUUUCAUUUGUCCAAACAGACUGUACAUGCAGUGGUUACUCAGACCUUUGCCAAUCGACAUGAUGCCAAUCACCAGCCAGGUGACAAGUCGCUGCUCAAAACCAUCCGUCUCAAUGCCAUUGGGUUCAUUGACUUGGAAGUUUCUGAAAUGGAAGAUCAUGGCUUGACCCAUUGUUAUGACAAUGACACUCUCUCUCUUGCUUGGGCUGUUCCAUUUGGUGCUCAGGAAGAGCGCAAGGUGACAUUCAAGUACACCAUCCACAAGCCAAUAUCCGGACUGUACUUUGAUGUGCCCAACAACGCCUACAGUGCCUUUCCUAACCGAGUUGCUCAUGCCAUCACUGAUCAUGAGACUGAACGUGCUCGCUACUGGCUGCCUCUGGUGGAUUUUCCUGCUGCGCGAACCACCCUUUCGUUUGCGCUUACCGCUCCUCAAGAGUAUCUCGCAUAUGCCAAUGGCGCAUUCCAAGGUGAGCUUGUAAAUGCCUCAAACGGUACUCGCACAACUAGAUACGCCCUCAGCACGCCUUGUCCAUCCUACCUGAUCUGUGUUGGUGUCGGCGACUUUGUCACUGUCGAUGACGAGACUGUCAAUGGCAUCCCCAUCAAGUACAUUGCUCCUCGCGGUUUCUCGGAAAAGGACUUGAUGCGCACAUUUGGUCGCACUCCUGCCAUGAUUCGCUGGCUUGAAAAAAAACUCGACUACCCUUUUCCGUGGCCCAAGUACUACCAGAUCUGCUCCAAGUUUAUUGGUGGUGCCAUGGAAAACAUUUCCUUUGUCACUUGGCUUGAUCGAUACAUUCAGGAUGAAAAGCUUGCUACCGAAAUUUCUCAUCACAUUGAUGGAGUCAAUAUUCAUGAAAUGGCACAUACUUACUUUGGUGAUCUUCUUGUUAUUCGCCACUUUGAGCAUGUUUGGCUUAAAGAGAGCUGGGCUACUUAUGUUGAGUGUCUUUGGCUUGAAGACAAUGCUACACAAGACGAGUUUCGUUACGAGAUGUGGUGGAAGGCCGACCGCUACAUUGCCGAGACUGAAUCGUAUAUGCGUCCCAUUGUCAACCGUCAAUUUGACUCUAGUUGGCGCAUGUUUGACGGACACACUUAUCCAGGCGGAGGCUGUCGUCUACACGUUCUUCGCAAGCAUGUUGGCGAUGAUGCCUUUUUCAAGGGUGUUCAAAACUACUUGAAACAGUAUUCUGGAAAAACUGUCGAAACCGAUGAUUUCCGUAAAUGCAUUGAAGCUCAAAGCGGCAUCAACCUUGUUCCCUUUUUUGAUCAGUGGUUGUACUCUAAAGGAUAUCCUGCCUUGAAAGGAUCUUUUGAUUUUAAGCCUGCCAGUGUCAGUGAUAGUGGUUGUUCUACUGUUAGCAUCACACUCGAGCAGACUCAAGUUGAUGUAUCUGCAAAAAUCCCAUUCUUCAAUAUUGUUAUUGAUGUCGAAGUUGUUGAUACCGAGGAUAAGAUCCAUACAAGUCAAGUUGUGUUCAACGACUCGACUCAGAAAAAGGCAUUUGCUGUUUUAUCUCUUGGAACUAAUGCCAAGACCAAACCAAAAACUAUCCGAUUUGAUCCCCAUGGUCGCAUUCUGUUUACUUUGGACAUGAAUCCAGGUCUAGACAUUCUUGCCAAAACUGCUGCUGAUGCUGGUGAUGUCAGCAAUCGUAUCUGGGCUUACAGGGAGCUUAUAAAAAUGGGUAGUUCUGCAGCGUUGCGAAAGGUCUGUGCUAGUGUUGCCACGGAAAAGUUUUAUGGUGUGCGUAUCCAAGUUGCUGCUGCUCUAGCCAAGGCUAAAACCGCCGCAUCUCUUGAACUUCUUGCUCAAGUCCUCACCAAUGAAAAGGAUCCCAAAGCCAUGUUUUUUAUUGCUGCUCGCUGCACUGCUCGCGAUCUCAACCUUCGUAAUGCUCUCCGCCUGUUUGUGGAACGCAAGGACAUUGGACCUCGCAGCAAAGCUGAAGCCUUUACGGCUCUGGGUGCUCAGCGUCAUCCCGAUGAUGUUCAGUACCUUUUGUCUGUUGCCCAAGAUCCUAACCAAAUUGGAAUGCAUAGCAUGAUCCGAUCUGGUGUUCUUCGCGGUCUUGGCGAGAUGCGUGACCCAUCCGUGUUUGCCUACCUUGUCUCUCGCACUGCUGCAGGCAUUGAGCCAGAAAACUCUCGCACCGAGGUCUAUACAGCUCUAUCUCGCGUAGCUCCAUGGCAAACGCAGCAAUUCAUUCGAGCCACCAUUGAACUGUUUGAAGAAGGCCUUCGUGACGAAUCGGUUCAUGUACGUUUCCGAUGUGCUCGCGGUCUAGUUACACUGGAUUCCAAAUCUUCAGCGGGUGCAAUAUUGGGUCUUCAAGCUGGCAUUGACGAGCGUGAUUUCACCAGUAUCAAAGCUCUUGUCAAACGACUGCGCGAAACCACUGGAUAUGGACCUGGUGUGAGUGCAGACAAAAUCAAAGAAUUUACCAGUCUAGCCGAGUCACUUGAAAACAGGCUGAAAAAGAUGGAAGAAGGAGAAAGACUGAGAGAGAUGCGUGAGGAAAUGGUCAAAGAAGCCAAACAGGCUGAACAAGACAAGGAAGCUGCUGCCACCAAGCAGUAAACCUCUUGAACCUCUUGCCCAUUUUGCAAAAUCAAAACAUGGUUCAAUUUCAAGAUCCAACUUUCUGGUUUCACGCCGUAUUCAUCCAAAAUAAAAUACGUUCAUCUGGC